This is a messenger RNA of Durusdinium trenchii, 2121 nucleotides long. Lineage: Eukaryota; Dinophyceae; Suessiales; Symbiodiniaceae. The record is from the annotation of a GenBank genome assembly.
CCGAUGGAUCGCCAACCAUUCUGACUGGGGGCCUUUUAGCCAUGCCAUGGUCAUGUGCUGCCGCUUCCUCCUCACGGUGUGGCUACUGCAGAGGCAUGGCUUGGCCGCCGACGCUCAACCUGAGGAGGAGAGCUGCUUUCAAAUCGUACCGACCGGAGGCGGUGGCGCCUCAUCGGUCUUCCUCAAGAACUUCCCCCAGCGCGUUUCCCGUUGGCUGGCCGAUGGUGCUGUGCCACGACAGGCUGGCUACGAGCUGGAGGAGAUGGUGGAUCUUUUCUCCAAUGCGGAUGUGGUCUUCCCUGAGAGCAUUUCGCCCGCCUGUGCAGCACAACUCCUUUCAGUGAUCCUAGCGCCACCGGGGCAGCAGAGGCUGAGGCCCAGGUCUUGCCUCUUUCUGGAGCCAGACAGUUGCGCAGUGCCAUGGCAUCUCUUUGUGCAUCCUUGGGAGUACCUGGUGAGGAGCCCAUGGCCCCUUUAUGAGUUGGUGGCCUUGUGGUCCAGCACCAGGCCGAACUCGGAGUUCUUUUCGGAGGCGGACGUGGAGUGCGAUGCGGACGCUCGGAGGAGCUUGGAGGAGACACCGUGGAGUUUGUUGGAGGCCUCGUCCAGUAUGGUCCUCCCCUCGACGCGCUAUUUGGCCAGUUUUCUGCUAGAGAAGGCCAAUCUGAACGAGUGGCCCUUCCGAUACGACUUCUGUGGGCAGCUCUUGUGGGCCUUGCUCCUGACAGUGCUGUCCCUGGCGCAGGAGAAGCCCUUGAUCUCCCCCGGUUACAGCAUUCGGAUGCAUCACAUCUAUGUGACGGAUCUCUUCCGGAAGCACCCCGAGAACUUCAUGGAGAUCCUGGCAAGCGCUCCUGGAAAAGUGCUACAGCGUUUGCCCUUGGUGGUGGAGAAAGAGAGGAGGAUUCGGCCCGAGAUCAUGUCGGCGCAGAUUUUGGGAAACUCCAGCUCCUCGCUCACGGCCGACACGUUGGCGCCUUUCACUCCCGUCAGCUCCUUCGAGGCUCAGCACUUGGAGCAAACGCUCCGCGUGGCCCACGACUUCCUCACCACCUUGGGCACGGCCUACAUCUUGAUCGCUGGCACUCUUCUGGGUGCUGUUCGCCAUUUGGGUCGGAUUCCUUGGGAUGACGACGUGGACCUUUGCGUGGACGCGGCCAACGAGGUGCAACUGCUCACCUUGGCGGUGCACGCGGAAGCCCAACGGCUGCAGCUGCCGGUCGCCACGCCGCUGAGCCUUCCGGGCAGGCGCGCGUUGGCAUUGCUGGAGUCGCAACGACACCGCCUGGAGGUGCAGUCUUCCAGGUCGUUGGUCUUUCGUGUCACGGGAGAUCAAGAGGCCAUCGUGGACAUUUGGCUUUGCUACUUCUGGGCCUUUGGGCGACACCUCUCCGACGAGGUGAAGCUCAUGUCACGCUGGUACGGACCUUCCAUUCCACGCCGCUUGAUCGAGCCGCGGCAGAAGGUGCCCUUCGGUGCGUUGGCCCUGUGGGCGCCGGCUGAACCACUGGAGGUCACUCGCCUGUACUUUCUUCAUCAACAAUCUAGCGGUGCGGCCGACGUGCUGAAGUUCUGCCGGGGUCGCAAGGUGCAUUCCAUCGGUGCGGAGUUCGAUCUGGAGGUGCCCUGCGACACCUUGGCCGGAGGAGGAGCGCAUUUGGCCAGCCCCUGGGCAGCGCUCAGUGAUGCAGAGAAGACGGAGAUUUGGGAAGUGCUGCAGGAGGUGCAGGAGCGUUUGCCCGGCCUCACCCCGGCGGCCGUCGACGAGUCCGUGGAGCUUCGCCGGAGCUCUGUACCGGGCGGCCACGCGCGCUACCGAGUGCGCUGGGAGGGCAUCAACGACCAACUGGGGCCCAUGAACUGCACUGCUUUGCUUUGGCGUGGCGACGAUCCGCACCACGAUUUGCUUCUGCCGGGCAUGUGGACGGAAUUGCCCUUGCGCUCGCUCCUCUGCGGUGCCGCGGGCGAGGAAGCGCGCUUCGUGUGGGAAGACCUCCGCUGAGCGGUCAGCCGAAAAAGGAACUGGGACAGCUGAGCGCUUCGGAACUGGCUUCGGAACUGCUGCUUUUCGGGGCUGGGAUGGGCACUAAAAGCUGAAGGACUAGUGACUGCCAGUGAUGC